AUCUUGCGCCAGUUGUUGGGGGAGUUUUGAGAGUAGCUUACAUUCCAAGAAAAAGCGCCGUUUGCUCAGCCGCUGCAUAGCGACCAAUACCCGCUUGCUUGCAAAGCAGCAGUUGGGCCGCCGAGUCCUUCGGCACACGCAAAGGGCUGAUGCCGGCGCUUUCUUGGGCUGAGUCGCUUGGUGAUGCUGCUGUCUCUCAUCACAGCAUUUUAUCGGCUUCUCUCGCGUCCGCAGGCAACGCCACGAAUCCUACCGACGAUGUCUUGAAAGUAGUCUGCGCAUGGCCCGUUUCUGGCCAAUAUGGUCCGGGAUCGAGAGUCUUGUACUACGUGCUUAUAGCAGCGUGCGUGUUUGCUCGAAGAGCCGUGUGGAUAAAAAAUGCUUGCUUGGCUGCAGCGCUGCUCCUCCCGGCCGUAGCCGCAGUUCAUGGCAUUGUCCUUGCAGCUCUGCAUCGAGACGAAGCUGUAGACAUGGACGUGUACGGCGCCUUUCAGCUGUGCUCGAUUGCCAUUCUGGUCGCUCCAAUGACAGUCAGACUGUCUAAGACUUACUUCAACGCCCGUGGCCGCAACACAAUCUUUUUCUGGGCAGGUCUGAUUCUUGCAGGACUCCUUAGCCUGACCAUCGAAUUCUACCGAAUCCAGACCUAUCCCUGUCCUCAGGAUGACCAAGGAAUACCAAUCUCUAAAAAUCCAUCAAAAUUCCCUUACGGCGAUAACACAACAUGCGGGCUGCAUUGCGCCGUAGGAGAUGGACCAUCUUCUCCUAUGAGACAAGGAUCGGCAAACAACAUUUACGUGAUACCUGUGCCUAGAGUUCUCACAUUUGGCACUGCCACACUACUAGCGGCCGGUUGCUGCGUCCAUACCAUCGUCUGGAUGGCGUCUAUGACAGACAAGGUAUUCGAAAACCAUCGGGGCCUCGCAGCUCGCCUUCGCCUUGGCAGCGGGAUUGACGAUACUCCAGCUGAUGAGCCCAUCUCGGGCACCAAUGGCGCAACAAAGGGGACUAUGAAGGGCGUGAACAACAAAAUUCGCUACUUCCUCUCCGUCGUGGCCAUUCCCGUUUUUGGGGGCGCAGGGCUUGCUAUUAUUAUCGUAGGAGAGAUUAAUUUUUUCAGCGGUCCAGUCUCUUAUCAGGUCGAGCCUCUCGCAAGCAUUGGCCAGUGGGCACCCAUUGUUGGAACAGGAUUUGCUGCCAUAGGAUCCCUUUAUCUUGUCCUUGCAGCCGAUGUAGAGGCCGUCAUAGGAGAAUCCCAUCCCCAUGCCGUUCAUGAGUGCAAAUGUUCCCAUCAGCACCUUGAAUAUCAAAGUCGACACGGGUCUCCUGCUACAGAUUCUUCUUCAACUGAUCGAGAUGGCCAGUCUCAGAGCCAUGGAGAAAGUAGUCCCCCAGAAACACCCGAGUCAGUCCAUUUUCCAGCAGUGAGGCAUGCCGAUACAGGAUUCUCUACUGUCUCAUCAUACCGCGCUCUCGACAGGAUGUCGACCAUGCAAACUGGCAUCUCCAAUGAUGCACCAACCAUCGACCGACACAUAUCUUCAGGCAGCACAGCGCACCGAGCUUCCACAGUAGACUCGGGCAGCAGACGCAAGGUUGCCAGGAUGCUUGUUUCUGUAGGCAGCGCACUCGGCAAUAAGGCGCACAACUGGGUCGAUGAUUAUGAUAAAUCUGGCAAAGCUCUUGAUUUCCCAGAGGUUCCUGGAGAGUUUUGGAGAAAUGAACGACUACCAGACAUUCGAAAUAUUUAUAACCUCCCUCGAGAUGCAGAUGGCAACGCUACUCCCUUACCACGCUCUCGUUCCCGGGCGGGCAGUUAUAGAGGAGCAUCGCCUCAGCCGGGACUAUCGCUCUCCCGUUCUCAUUCCCUUGCGCGACCUGCACGCUCUCUAUCACGGCAAAACCGGGCAAGCACUUUGCCAGGAGCCAAUUCAUCCGGGCUUCAGAAUGAUAGCCCACCUCCAUCACCUACCCAGACCAGAGGGAGGCAGAGGAUGAGGAGUGACACCCUUAAAGUUCCUACAUUGGGCCAUCACAACACCUUGAACAUUCACUACCCCGAAAUAGCUACACCUGCGGUAGCUAUGAGCGGAGGUCGAAGCCUUCCGCCAAGCCCAAGCGACAAUGGUGAUGAUGGAGGUGAUCAUGAAGAGCCUCCUCAUGCUAUGCCAGCUGCUACCUCACCCGCCAUUUGUCCAUCGCAAGAGCAUACGCACACUUCACACUCACCUUCAGCAUAGCUCUUAUCUUUGUGAUCUCAUAUCCUCAGACAACAUCCCUAUUUACCUUGUUUCUUUUUUUUUUUUUUUUUCCUUUUUUUCUACGCAAGGCUUAGUCGGCUUAGUCCCAGUCAGCCACUCAAGCAGUGCAUUAUGUGUUCCCCAGACCAUCUGCUUUUCAUCAUUUCCUUUUUUUUUUUUUUUCCUUUUUUUUUCAACGUGUUGCUAGCAUAUCUUGGCCAGGCAUUCAACGAUAUGAUGAACAUGUAAUAGAGUAUAUUUUGUUUGGAAUCAGUAUAUAGAGUGUCGCGAACCGCUUAGACGGGAAUUCGUUUUAUACAUAGAGCAAAUACAUCUUGUCUU
Messenger RNA from Trichoderma asperellum CBS 433.97, 2582 nucleotides. RefSeq lists its product as uncharacterized. NCBI's taxonomy places the organism in Eukaryota, Fungi, Ascomycota, Sordariomycetes, Hypocreales, Hypocreaceae. The record is from RefSeq and is a predicted model, not a curated record.